Molecule: messenger RNA, 2179 nt
Organism: Xenia sp. Carnegie-2017
Lineage: Eukaryota; Metazoa; Cnidaria; Anthozoa; Malacalcyonacea; Xeniidae
Product: lysine--tRNA ligase-like
Exons: 17
Coding region: 164-2011 (615 amino acids)
Biological process (GO): lysyl-tRNA aminoacylation
Cellular component (GO): mitochondrion; aminoacyl-tRNA synthetase multienzyme complex; cytoplasm
Molecular function (GO): ATP binding; tRNA binding; lysine-tRNA ligase activity
Source: RefSeq, a predicted model, not a curated record
UCCGUUUCUUUUUUCGGUAAUUGCUUCACUUCACAGACUGCACAUGGUGAUUCAUCUUUUCACCAAUUUCUGAUGCAAUCCCUGUGAUUUAUUAAAAAAAAUGCUAUGAUAACGUAGAGUGAACGAGCUUCAGGAAGAUUCUGUCAUGUGCAGCUUGUAUUGAAUGUACGUUCGUAUUCUGCGUUGCUUCACAAGUUCACAGAUUUUUGUGUUAUCAAAGCACAUUCAAAGUUUGCCUGUAAACCGCGUGGACUUACUUCCUCGAAGGCUUUUUUCCUGCUCUUCCAAAAUGGCAGACUCCGCGGAGGGCGAAGGAAAGAUCAGCAAAAAUGAACUUAAAAGGCGAAUGAAGAAAGAAAAAAAGGACAAAGAAAAGGAGGAAAAGAUUGCUCAGCAAAAAGCAAAUGAAGCUCAUUUGAAGGAGAAAAAAGGCAACGAACUUGACGAAACACUGGAUCCAAAUAAAUAUUUUGAAAUCCGAAGUAAUGCGGUCGCAAAACUAAAGCAAAGUGCUUCAAAGCCUUAUCCACACAAGUUUCAUGUUUCGAUCUCUUUGGAAGAGUUCAUUAAGAAUUAUGAUAGUUGUGAGAAAGGAUCAUGGCUAGAGGAAAUUGUUUCAGUUGCUGGUCGUGUUCAUGCUAAACGAUUGCAGGGACCAAAAUUGAUUUUCUAUGAUCUUCGUGGUGAAGGAACCAAAUUACAAGUUAUGGCCGAUGCAAGGGUAUCUGAACAGGACUUUGCGGAUGUUCAUGGUAACAUUAGGAGGGGGGAUAUAAUUGGAGUUGAAGGGAAACCAGGAAAAACAAAGAAAGGAGAAUUAAGCAUUUUGCCUUCGUCUGUUACCUUACUAUCACCAUGUCUACAUAUGCUUCCUCAUCUACAUUAUGGAUUGAAAGAUAAGGAAACUCGAUUCAGACAAAGAUACCUCGACCUUAUUUUGAACGAACAUGUUCGCGAUAAAUUCAUCGUGAGGGCGAAGAUCAUCAAUUAUGUUAGGAAAUUUUUAGACGAAUUAGGAUUUCUGGAGAUCGAGACUCCAAUGAUGAACAUGAUCGCGGGAGGUGCAACUGCUAAACCCUUCAUCACUCGUCACAAUGAUCUAAAUAUGGAUCUAUACAUGAGAGUUGCUCCAGAGUUGUAUCAUAAGAUGUGUAUUGUUGGUGGAUUAGAUAGAGUCUACGAAAUCGGUCGACAAUUUAGAAAUGAAAGCAUCGACCUGACGCACAAUCCAGAGUUCACGACGUGUGAAUUUUACAUGGCUUACGCAGACUACAAGGAUCUUAUGGAACUCACGGAGAUGUUGUUGUCAGGUAUGGUCAAGUAUAUCACCGGUUCCUACAAGAUCACCUAUCAUCCUAAUCAAACCGACACGGAGAAGGGGGAAUCGUACGAAGUCGACUUCACGCCACCUUUUAAGAGAGUAUCAAUGAUAACCGAGCUGGAGAAGAUUUUGAAAGUUCAAUUGCCAUCGCCGGAAAAAUUUGGCACCGAAGAGACAAGAAAGUUAUUUGAUGAUCUUUGUGUGAAACAUGAGGUUGAAUGUCCAGCACCAAGAACGGUCGCUCGACUUUUGGACAAGCUUGUUGGGGAGUUCUUGGAAAGCCAAUGUAUUAGUCCAACAUUCAUCAUCGAUCAUCCUGUCAUUAUGAGUCCACUUUCAAAAUGGCAUCGGUCGACCGAAGGUUUGACAGAAAGAUUUGAAUUGUUUGUGUGCACCAAGGAGAUUUGUAAUGCUUACACGGAGUUAAAUGAUCCGGUCGUUCAACGAGAAAGGUUUCAACAGCAAGCUUCUGACAAAGCUGCAGGAGAUGACGAGGCGCAGAUGAUCGAUGAAAACUUUUGUACAGCUUUGGAAUAUGGCCUCCCGCCCACUGCCGGCUGGGGUUUGGGAAUUGAUCGACUUUGUAUGUUCCUUACUGACUCCAAUAAUAUCAAGGAGGUGUUGCUAUUUCCGGCUAUGAAACCCGACGACAAGAAAUCAAAAGAAGAUGACGCCGAAGUGAGCCAUUGAUGUAGUUAACGAGCACGUGAAACCUCUGCUCUUAACUAAAGAUUCUCGCAAGAAAUUUCAUCAUUUCAUGCCCAAGAAAGCGCAUCUACGAAAGGCCACUCAGUUUCACCAAAUGAAGAAUUUAAUUGUUGUAUUAUGAUUUUUAAUAAAGAAAAGUGAUGGACAAUA